UGCAUGUUAAUGCAUGUUAUUGACAUAUAUAUAAAAAUCGAACUUAAUUGAUGGAUAUAUGAGUUGGACACUGAUCAUCUCAUGGCAACUCUCUCUCUAUAUAUAAUGAAGGUUACAACUUAAUGACUUAGGCCUUAGAUCUCUAUUUCUAUCUGCAGUCGAGUCUCUCUAUCUCUUUCUUUCUCAACAAGUCUUUCAUUUUUUAUCAAGCCACAAUGGCAUGCAUGGACAUGCAUAACUCCAUAAAUGGUGCAGCUAGGAUCUCAUUCUCUAAUGAAUUCGUCGAAAUCAGAUCAGAAAAGAAUAGUACUAAGAGCAACAACGUCAACACUAGAAGUUCUUUCUCCAAAACCCAUGAUGAUUUCGAGUUCUCUGUCACCGACUACGCCAUGAUUCCGGCUGAUGAGAUCUUCCUCAAAGGAAAGAUAUUACCGUUCAAGGAGACCAGUCAUGUUCAUAGGACCUUAAGAGAAGAGCUUCUGGUCGAUGAAGAGGGUCCUGUCGAUGGCAACAUCUUUUCCAUCAGGCCACUAUUUUUACCUUCGUCCUUUUCCUCAAAGAGUACAUGGAAGGAGCUAUUGGGCCUCAAGAGAGCCCAUGUUAGAUCUAAGACGCCCGAUAAACUUGAUGACAAAACAAUCUCUGGGAAUGCUGCGACGUGGGAGAGUCAAGUUGGAGAUACAUGAUGAUGGAAUUGUAGAGCUCUCACUUUGGUUUCUAGAAAUUAAUUUAGAUUAUUUCUGAUAAUCUAGAUUGACUGCAUUGUAUCCACAUGUUCGUAUGGUUCCAACAACUCUUUUCGGCUCACAUGUUUUGUUGUUCUUGUAAGUUCUUGUUUUGGUUUGUUCAGGAAUCUGUCUUUUUUUGGGAACAUCCGUUUUUUUUUAAUAAAUGCAAGUGAAGAUUUGUGUGUAGCUAAAAGGAAAAGAAAUUGUCACUUUUAGUUGUGAGUUGUAUGCAUGCAUUUGUCUCACGUCCCUCCAUCUAAUGGCUCCGAAUGGUAACAGCGGAUUGAGCGGUGCGAGACAAGCGGUUUGACUGCGGUGCGGUUCUGGUAGUUAUAAAAACGUAUAGAUAUAUGGUAUAUGUAGAGAUUUUUGUUAGUGUUAACUGUGGUGCAGUGCAGGACGGAUGUUACAAUUCGGAGCCUAUAUAGUUAAAUAUGCGCACUGGAAUAUAUCUAUUAAUGCAUAAUCGUUUAUGGUCCCUACUUAUUACAUAUUCACAUGGACUGUUCAAAUGGUCUACAUCGGCCGGAACUUGUUCAUAAUUCACAAUGGAUUUUUCUGAGAUAAUGUUGGUUAAUAACUUGUAAAAUUAUUGGACUUACCUAACUAUAAAAUUACUUGACUCUUACAGAUUAUCUAGAACAGUAACACUCGGAGAAAUGUGUGUAGUUAGUUUAGAACAAAAAUGUAACCAACAUUUCUGAUUCUUUCAUUAAAAAUAUGUUGAUUGAUAACCGGGGCAUCUAGCUCUGGUGGUAAAGGGCUCACAGCUGUGAGUACCGCCACCUGGGUUCGAUUCCUGGCCACUGCGGAUUUCACAUGCGGGCUGCAGCGUCCCAGGAGCCAACACGUGGAGUUCCGUUUGGACACCCACGUGGCUAGUCUGAGCUCUCGAUGUACGGGUGCCAAUGUACGGGUUAUAUCGCCAUGUUGGCCGUCGCCCUGUCGAUGAGUGGCAGGAAACCUGGGUUAAAAAAAAAAAAAUAUGUUGAUUGAGAAAGUGAAUGUUGACAAAUAAUGUAGCUUAGUAAAUUCUCGUGGCUGUAGACUCUGCCGCUAUAAAAAAACACUAUUACCUAUACACCUAACCAUAUUUCAACCAAUAAAAAAAUAAAUUUUGCAUAAAAUUAAUAAAUUUUGCAUUAAAAAUCGAAAACGACACUUAUUUUGUAACGAAAAAAAUUCUCUAAAACGAUACUUAAUAUGAAACGGAGGGAGUAAUGUAUUUGUUUAAGGAAGGAGUCUAAAGUUUAGACUCAGAGCGACUCUUCUUCACAAGAGAUAAAAAAAGAAACAAAAAAAAAAGGAAAAAUAUUUUCUGUUAUAAAUCAUAUUGUGGAUAUCCAUAACCGGUACGGUUCAUAAUCGGCCCAAUGCUAGAGAGAGAGAGAGUCGACCGUGAGGAGAGAGAGAGAUAGAGAUAGAAUCGGCAUCUUGCAUUUUACUUAUUAGAUUAUGAUUUGUACUCUUUCUAUAUUUGUAUUUCUUUUCUUUAGUAUUUCCAUAUUCUAUGACGGUGUAAUUCCCUAUAUAUAAAGGACUCAUUAUAUUUAUGAAUAAUACAGAAACAUAGAUUUCAUUUUCUAGUUUCACAACACGUUAUCAGCACGAUUACUCUAAACCCUAAGCUAAACAAACCCUAGCCGGCGAAUCCAUAAUCCCCUCGACGAUAAACCCUAACCGUUGAGAACUCCCGAUCACGAACCCUAAACUAAUUCUCAUCAUGUUCCCGUUCGUGACACGAUCCCAGCUCACGACCUCAGACCUUCUCAGCUUGAUCCCGAGACACGAUCUCAGCCAGCUUGCGAUAGACGACUCGAUACCGCUCGCGAUAACAUCUUGUUUUCGUUCGUGAUCAGACGAUCUCAGCUUCCGCUUGCGUUCCCGAUACCAGCAAGGACAGCUCGCGGUACGUUCCAGCUCUAGACGACCUCAGCUCGUUCGCGUAUCAAUCUCAACGUUCAGCUUGCGAUCCUCAUCUCAUUGGUGGUCCAUUCAACCCUACUUGAGGUUAAGGUAAUCCUUAAACCCUAAUCGAAACCCUAGGGUAAUAGAUCGAAACCCCAAUGAGUAAAUCGAAGCUCAUAAUCAUAAGUUCGAUACCCCAAACCCUUAUCGAGAUUGAUUGUUUGAUCAAUUAAAAUCAAAAUCUUAAUGGUUUUGAAUCUCAAAACCCCAAUGAUCUAAUGAUCAAUAUCGAAACCCUAAUAUUAAUCUCAAAACCCCAAUGAUCUAAUGAUCAAUCUCAAAACCCCAAUCUCAAAACCCCAAUGAUCUAAUGAUCAAUAUCGAAACCCUAAUUCGAAAUCGAUUUAAUUGAUUGAGUGAUUGAAUGUUUUGAUCACAUAGAAAUCGCUUGCUAGGAUUGCUAAAUUCAUAAUUGAUAUUGAUUUAUUGAAUGAAUUAAAAUCAAAAUCGUAUUGCUUGAAACCCUAAUGCUUUGAAAUAGAAAUCGAAUUGUAGCUUGAUUGUUUGAUCGAAAUUGUUGCUUGAUUCAAUUUUAAAAUUGAAUUUGAUUGAAUAUAAUCACAUAAAAACUAUUUGCUAGGAUUGCUAAAUACUUGAAACUAAGAUUGAUUGAUUGAUCCGGUUUUGAAAUUAGAACAAUAUGUUAGACUAAUUCGAAUGCUAGAGUAAAACCGAAAUCAUAAUGUCUUGAAAUUUGAAAUCGCAUACUGAAAUUGAUUGACAUUGAAACCGCCUGCUAGAUUAAGUGUUCGACCAUCCUGUUUAUAUUGAAACCCUAAUUUGAUCACAUUGAUUGCAAUUACACUUAGAAACGUAUGCUUGGAUGGUAACGAAUGAACAUUGCUUGAUUGCAUCCAGUAGCUGUGCGACUUGUUCCUUGUCAUAGCCGUGAGGCUUGUUUGAGCAUUGCAUAUUCGUAUUGAGCUGAUUGCAUAUAGAAACCGAAUGCUAAGAUUGAACAUGUAUGCAUCAUAUACGAAUGACCUAAAACCGAAUUGCUUGAACAUAUUAAUUGCAUUAACAUGAACACUUUAAAUCUAAAUUAUAAAACAUAUGAUUUCAGAUGUCAA
Messenger RNA from Brassica napus (rape), 3766 nucleotides. RefSeq lists its product as uncharacterized. Bases 216 to 686 code for a protein of 156 amino acids. Lineage: Eukaryota; Viridiplantae; Streptophyta; Magnoliopsida; Brassicales; Brassicaceae. The record is from RefSeq and is a predicted model, not a curated record. The transcript is spliced from 2 exons.